Molecule: messenger RNA, 639 nt
Organism: Parnassius apollo (apollo)
Lineage: Eukaryota; Metazoa; Arthropoda; Insecta; Lepidoptera; Papilionidae
Source: the annotation of a GenBank genome assembly
AUGGAUACACGAGUGUUCAGGGGUGCUGACCUGGGAACGGAUCAUUAUCUAGUAAUUACUAGAUUUAGGGGUUUGUUCGCGGGUUGGCGCUACCGGACGGCAGUAACAGAACCACAGUCGGUCUGUCGCAUCCGAAGCUGGAAGCUUCAGGAAGCGGAUACUAGGGACAAAUAUCACACGAGGGUAGCCGAAAAGCUUGACACCAUCGAUGGCAGGAAAGAAUGUGUGGAGAGAACAUGGCAGAACCUUAGGGAUGGAAUGGUAAGUGCAGCGGAAGAAGUAUGUGGUACAACAAAAAGAGGUAGUAGUAAAAGAAGAGAUGCAUGGUGGAAUGAUGAAGUGAGAGAAGCUGUAAAAAAGAAGAAAAAAGCAUGGUUAGACUACUUGGCCUCUAGUAACGAUGAGCAUAUGAGAGAAAAGAUGAAAGAAAGAUAUAAGCUGCAGAAAGUUCAUGCGAAAACAUUGAUUGAGGAAGUACGUGAAAGGUGUAGAAUAGAAGCGGACGAGAGGUUGUCGCACAACUUUAGGGAAAACUCCAAACUCUUCUGGAAAGAGGUUGGAAGGUCCCGGAGUGGUGCGACAGCCUUAAGAAUGAACAAAGUGCUUUCGAGAACCAAUGACGUCCUCUCAGAAAAAUAG